Molecule: messenger RNA, 2035 nt
Organism: Paramuricea clavata
Lineage: Eukaryota; Metazoa; Cnidaria; Anthozoa; Malacalcyonacea; Plexauridae
Source: the annotation of a GenBank genome assembly
AUGUCAAAGGAAAGUUCUGAUACUCUUGCAGCGCUGAUUGAGAACAAGUUUCUUCAUAUUUUUGGCAGAGAAUUUGUUGAAGCCGUUAAGUUUGCCAUGGAAAUGUGUAAAUAUAAUUUUUUGCCGAAGUUUGAGCAAUUGCAAGCGAUCUAUUACCUGUCUCGCGGUAAAGAUGUAUUCGUUCAUCUGAGAACUGGUUUCGAAAAGUCGCUGAUUUACACGCUCUUUCCAUAUGUUUGCGAUGCUCUGCGAUCGUCACCAAACAACGAUUGCCGUUCAUCUAUCGUCGUUUUGAUUUCACCACUAAUUUCCCUCAUGGAUGAUCAGAUGGCUAAAAUGGCCGAACGAGGAAUACAUAGCGUCAAGCUCACCGAUCUUAAAGACCGACAAGUUGAGGACGUUCGACGUGGAAAAUCGAACAUCAAAAUCGCUUUGUUAUCCCCUGAGGCAUUUACCAGUUUGACUGUAAGGGAGACUCUGAGGGAACUGAAAGAGCAUAUUGUUUGUGUGGCAAUUGAUGAGGCACAUUGUGCACUACAAUGGUAGGUCUAUGCUAGAUAUUUUAAUAAUUUAAUAAAUAAAUUAGCCAAAGUGCUUUCCCUUGACUACAGAGCCUCAUUCUAUUGCAAGAGAAUUUGGCUAAUUGUCAUAUGUUUAUACUAAGUUUUAAAGGAUUAUUGAAAUUAUUGAAAAUGUGGCGAGAUAACCAACGAUUGGAUAGGGCAAAAUUUUUUUACACUUUGGUUCAUCACGUUAUAUAAUUAGCCUUGCAAAUAAGUAACUUUAUACAGUAACCUACUCUGAACUCACUUGAUUUAUUUUAAGGGGCAGAGAUUUCAGAAGCGCUUACAAUGAGUUAAAAGACAUCCGUGCUUUAAUGAUGGCUGGAUUACCUAUAACUGCACUUACAGCCACUGCUAAUUGCAAAACAAUGAACUACAUCACUGCUAAAUUGGAUAUGGAAGGUUGUAUUGUUAUCAAAUCAUCUACAAACCGACCCAACAUAUUUUAUAAAGUAUGUAUCCUUCCUAACUGUCAAGGGGAUGAUGAUCAACUAUUCCAAUCCUGCUUUGGUUUUGUUGUUGAACAACUGUUGCAGCACAAUGACAAAGCAGAUAAAGUGAUUAUAUACUGUACCUCAACUAAUGAUUGUGCUACCAUUUACGAGUUCUUUGAAAAUGCCUUGGGAAGCAAUAUUUAUGAUAACGCUAACCAAUUAUUGGUUAACAUGUAUGUAAAAGUUAUGGAUGAUAGAACAAAAAAGGACAUCAUAGCGAAGUUUACCAAACCAGAUGGUCCACUUAGAGUUGUUGUUUGCUCAUCAGCAUUUGGACUGGGGGUUGACUGUCCCAAUGUGAGAACUGUUGUUCACUUUAAGUCUCCAGAUACACUCAUGCAAUUUGUACAGGAGAGUGGCCGUGUCGGAAGGGAUGGAGAAGCAUCAAAGUCUCUACUGUUUGUUGGUGGAAGGGAGUUUGGUCAUUAUAAGGCUAAACUUACUAAAUCGUCUGCCAUGAAAAUGCAAUUUGACGAACUUGAAACAAUGAAAGGGUAUGCUAUGAAUACAUCAACUUGCAGACGAUUUUUGAUUUUACACUAUUUUGAUGGUUCAGAUGAAGCAGAAAAACAGUGCAAGCUAAUGGAACCACAGAAUUGUUGUGAUGUAUGUUUUAGAAGUGCUGGUGGGUUUGUAAGUACAUCUGAGAAAGAGUUACGUUGUCUAUCAAUUGGAAAAACUGCAAAUAAAGAAGUUGUUAUUUACCCUCAACUAUCUGGGAAGCAAAAAAGUGAAGUUCGACAACAUUUGACAAAAUAUAGAGAUGGUCUUGUGGCAUGCAAGGAAACAAGCUUGUUUGGAGUUGACAAGGUAACUGGUUUCACUGAAACUGUUAUUGAACAAGUUAUUAGUAAAUGUGAUACUUUCUACUCCAUCAAAGAUGUGCAUGAUAAUGUUGAUUUAUGGGGUGAAGACCAUGCUAUUGCCAUUUUUAAUAUUGUUGAAAGUGUAAAAAAUGUUAACACUAACCCCGUUUGA